UGGUGGCCAGCAUCACUCUGCCUCCUAAUCCGGUACACACAAGUUAUAUAAAAUGGCCAUCCAAUCGCACGCCACUCACAGAAACAACUGGUCCAGAGCUUGGAGGUCUACUUGUGUGGUUCAUCAGUUUCUCCUGCAGCAUCAUGAUUGUUAUAGUGGACCUGCUGCUCAUGCUUAUAGACCUCACGUACUCCAUAAUUUCAGCUAUUAUCCAGACUUUUCUGCGGCCGCGACUGAAGUGCAUAGACGGGGAGCUGUGUCUGAUAACAGGGGCCGGGGGCGCCCUGGGUCGCCUGUUCGCCCUGGAGUUCGCCAAAGAGGGGGCCCAUCUGGUGCUGUGGGACUGUAACACGGCUGCCAACGAGCGGACCGCCGAGCUGGCGCGCGAGCUGGGAGUAAAGGUGCACGCGUACACGGUGGACCUGUCCAAGCGUCAGAACAUCUACCAGGCGGCGGACCUGGUGAGGGCCGAGGUGGGAGAGGUGUCCAUACUGGUGAACAACGCGGGCGUGGUGGCUGGCCGGAGGCUGCUGGACUGUCCGGACGAGCUCCUCGAGAGGACUCUGCUCGUGAACUGCCACGCGCUGUUUUGGAUGACAAAGGCCUUCCUGCCUCAAAUGAAAGCAAAAAACUGCGGCCACAUAGUAACUGUUGCCAGCGCUCUCGGGCUCUUCAGCACUGCAUGUGUGGAGGAUUACUGUGCUAGUAAAUAUGGAGCUGUUGGUUUCCACGAGUCACUGACACAUGAGCUGCUAGCAGAGAACCUGGAUGGUAUCAAAACCACUUUGGUCUGCCCUUAUAUUGUAGACACAGGGAUGUUUGCAGGCUGCGAAAUCAGGAAGGAGAUUCAGAGUUUGAUUCCACCUCUGGAGCCUCUCUACACUGUACAGCAGUCUAUGAAAGCCAUUUUAGGUGAACAGCAGAUGAUCUGCAUUCCUCGCCUUAUGUACAUCCCCUUCCUCACACGAGCAUUACUUCCUUGGGAUGCAAAUGUGGCAACAUAUCGCUUCAUGGGAGGUGACAAAUGCAUGCUACCCUUCAUCAAGAAUGUUGAACUGAAGACCUCCAAUGGCCUCAUGAAAUCCUCCUGAGAACUUUUAAUCUUAUUCAUUUCUGGAACUACAGACACCAAAGGCUAACACUGUAUUUUUACAUGAUUUUGUCAUCUGAAGGGAAAGCCUACACUCUGAAGAGGGACUGUUAAUGGUUGAUGUGUUCCCUCGAAUGUUGUAUUGCAUGCAUACUGUCAUUUUGGGUUUUAAAAUGAUCACAUCUUAUUCAACAGAAUUUCCUCUUAUUGAUUAACCUAUAAACU
This is a messenger RNA of Labrus mixtus (cuckoo wrasse), 1315 nucleotides long. RefSeq names its product retinol dehydrogenase 10-like. The transcript has 5 exons. Gene Ontology annotation, cellular component: lipid droplet. The coding region runs from base 144 to 1091 and encodes 315 amino acids. The record is from RefSeq and is a predicted model, not a curated record. Gene Ontology annotation, molecular function: oxidoreductase activity, acting on the CH-OH group of donors, NAD or NADP as acceptor. NCBI's taxonomy places the organism in Eukaryota, Metazoa, Chordata, Actinopteri, Labriformes, Labridae.